GUCGAGAAGCAGCUACCCAAGCUCCAGGAGCUUCCGGUAUGUGUUUUCCCUCUGUUCUCGAUUACCUUGGCAACGGCUGAGGCGGGAGACCGGUGGUCUGCACCGUCCUGGAGGGAGAUAUGAGUGGCUGGACUCUCAGCCAGCCACUGGGAUGUGUUCGGGCUUUGGACCUUGAGGCCGGAGAGAGCUCCCGAGAGGAGGCGGCGCCACGUUCGUUCUUCUGAGGGGACGGUAGAUUUGGGGGUUUUCCUCUAGGAUUCUCGCGCCGUUUCCUCUGAAGAAACAGGACCAGAGAGGGAAGGUGACCUGAAAGUCACAGAAUAAUUUUUUAGAGCUGAACAAGAAUCCAAGCCUGCAACUGCAGAGACGAGAGAUCUUUCUGCUGUCUAUACUCUUGGAAAGCACAUCCUAAGAUCUUUGCAGAUUAUCCUGUGGAAGGAAAAUGCCUAAAGUCAAAAGAAGCCGGAAAGCACCCCCAGAUGGCUGGGAGUUGAUUGAGCCAACACUGGAUGAAUUAGAUCAAAAGAUGAGAGAAGCUGAAACAGAACCGCAUGAGGGAAAGAGGAAAGUGGAAUCUCUGUGGCCCAUCUUCAGGAUCCACCACCAGAAAACCCGCUACAUCUUCGACCUCUUUUACAAGCGGAAAGCCAUCAGCAGAGAACUCUAUGAAUAUUGUAUUAAAGAAGGCUAUGCAGACAAAAACCUGAUUGCAAAAUGGAAAAAGCAAGGAUAUGAGAACUUGUGCUGCCUGCGGUGCAUUCAGACACGGGACACCAACUUCGGGACGAACUGCAUCUGCCGCGUGCCCAAAAGCAAGCUGGAAGUGGUAAUGUCUGACACUCAAGCUUGGUGUUGUUUUCAGCUCAAAAUUCUGCCUUAGUCGACUGCAAGGGAUCUUAUGUUAUUUGGUUGGGCUGGAAUGUCGUUUUGUCCCUGGAUGUCCUGCUGGCUCUCCCUCGUGGGAGUGGGUCCCUGUAUUCAGGAAUCCAUGUGAGGCAGCGUGUGGCUGUGUGUUUGUUAGGUCUGGGGUCAAUCUCAACUCCACUUUUGGGCAAAUUACUGAACCCCUUUCCUCACUUAGGAAAUGGUGGUGGGGAGCCCUAAUCCCAAGGUGGUGGCAGGGUGACAUCAGGGAAGGACAACCAGUGAGUUCCUGUCCCUUUCAGUCCUCACAGUGAUACUUUAACAUUACCAUCACUAUCUUUCCCGCCCCCCCAAGACGGAGUCUUGCUUUGUCGCCCAGGCUGGAGUGCAGUGAUGCCAUCUUGGCUCACUGCAACCUCCACCUCCCGGGUUCAAGCGGUUCUCCUGCCUCAUCCUCCUGAGUAGCUGGGACUACAGGCAUGCACCACCACGCCUGGCUAAUUUUGUAUUUUUAGUAGAGACGGGGUUUCUCAAUGUUGCUCAGGCUGGUCUCGAACUCCCGACCUCAGGUGAUCCACCCGCCUCAGCCUCCCAAAGUGCCGGGAUUACAGGCAUGAGCUACUGCGCCCAGCCCACUGUGUUUCUUCUUUCAGAACUUUCUGUUCCAAGUACCACUCCUAGGCCAGGCG
Molecule: messenger RNA, 1553 nt
Organism: Homo sapiens (human)
Lineage: Eukaryota; Metazoa; Chordata; Mammalia; Primates; Hominidae
Gene: BUD31
Product: BUD31 spliceosome associated protein
Exons: 5
Coding region: 443-880 (145 amino acids)
Biological process (GO): positive regulation of DNA-templated transcription
Cellular component (GO): nucleus
Source: RefSeq, a predicted model, not a curated record